UGGAAAACAGUCGACGGCCAACCGCCGCGCGGGACACACGCCCGUGCCUCGCUUAAAAAAAAAUCGCGCGCGCGCGAAACCUGACAAUAAAUUACGAUUAAAUAGUUAUUAAUUCAAAAUUUAUUUAUAAAAAUAGUAUUAUUAGUGUUAUUUAGAUGCCAAAAUUUAAUCAACAAUUUGACAAUAAAAUAUAGAGAUUCUAUUUUGUAAAAAUAUAUUCAUAGAAUAAAGAUGACAGAUCAGAAGAAUAUGGAAGUAUGCGGGAGUGUUAUGGACGGUGUUGCUGAGAAGGGAGGCGUGCUGGAGUCGCCCAGUAAGAAGGGAGCGACGGAAUACACGGUGUACCCCAUUCGAUGGCUGGUUUUGUUCGUGUUCGUGUUCAACUCGGCCUCGAACUCGAUGCAAUGGAUACAGUACACUAUAAUUCAGGACGCGAUCGUCAAGUACUACGGCGUGUCGAGUAUCCAAGUUUAUUGGACUUCGAUGAUCUUCAUGAUUACGUACAUUCCUCUCAUAUUUCCCGCCAGCUGGCUGUUGGAUAAGACGAAUCUGCGCGUGACCACCAUCAUUGGCUCCUUCGGGACCUGCCUAGGAGCAUGGCUGAAGGUGUUCUCAGUACCCCAGGAUAUGUUCUGGCUGGGCUUCACCGGCCAGACCGUGGUAGCUGUGUCCCAGGUCUUCAUACUCAACGUGCCUCCGAGGCUGGCAGCUGUGUGGUUCGGAGCUGAUCAGGUGUCCUCAGCUUGCAGUAUUGGCGUGUUUGGAAAUCAGCUAGGCGUUGCUGUCGGGUUCGUGCUGCCUCCGAUGCUGGUCCGUGCAUCUGGCACCAUUCCUGAGAUAGCGGCUGAUCUACGGCUCAUGUUCUACCUCAUCGCUGGCUUCACUAGCGUGCUGUUUGUCUUCAUACUGCUUUUCUUCAAAGCCGCGCCCCCGUCACCGCCCUCAGCCGCAGCCGACCUCGGCAACAGCCUGGACUCGAACUUCCUCCUGUCUCUGAAGAAGCUCAUCACCAACCGCAACUAUGUGCUGCUCCUCAUCUCGUACGGACUCAACGUGGGGACCUUCUACGCCAUCUCUACCCUGCUCAACCAAGUCAUUCUUACUUAUUAUCCGGGUGCCAACAUAGACGCUGGUCGCAUCGGCCUGGUGAUCGUAGUGGCGGGCAUGGCAGGCUCCGUGGUCUGCGGCCUCAUCCUCGACAAGACGCAUCGCUUCAAGGAGACCACGCUCUCGGUGUAUGCUGCUUCGGUUGUGGGCAUGCUCAUCUUUACCUUCACUUUGGAUUGCGGCUAUAUCUCUGUCGUGUAUUUGAGCAGUAUUUUACUUGGGUUCUUCAUGACCGGCUACUUGCCCGUCGGAUUCGAGUUUGCUUCAGAAGUCACGUAUCCUGAACCAGAGGGCACCACAUCAGGAAUCUUGAAUGCUGUAGUCCAGAUAUUCGGCAUAGUAACGACCCUCUUGUACGAGUGGAUGCUGGGCACGGUAGGAGAUCGCUGGUCAAACCUGACCCUAUGUGGGUUGCUGGCAUUCGGCACGGCCAUCACGGCCGCCAUUCGCUCCGACCUGCGCCGACAAGCUGCGCAGAACAACGCCAAGGAGUAGACUAUAACGCCACAUGUUCUGUUCUAAAAGUAUUUUUAAAUCAAUGCAAUUGUAAGAAGGUUUUAUUAUGUAGAAGAGUAUGACAUUACGGGCUAACAAAUUUUAAAUGAUAAAAAUUCUCCCAGUUUCUUUUCUCUGUGGUCGAUGUUGAAUUUUUCGUUGUGCAAUCUGUAGGUGUAAGUACCAUCUGUGACUACAGUUUAGGAGAAGCAGACGUUGAUAUCUAAUUAACAUUGAUUAUAUAGAGAUAUUAAAACAUUGCCCUAGGCGAUAAUAUUUUCUGGACUAACUUUGAGGCACACAUUUGUCUCGAAUUCAUAAAACCAUUGAAUGUGAAAGUGUGCCUCAACUUGAGGCUAAGUUCAAUGCCUCGUGAACUUCUUCAUUACCCGAGGACAAAACGAUGUAGGUUCUAGAUUUUAAUGUAGAGCUAGAAACUUUGAAAUCACGACAAUAAUUGUGUGACUGUAACUAUAUACGGUAGUUUUUGCCACAAACUAGAAUAAAAUGGAGAUGUAUUCACUUAUCUAUGGAUGUUGUAGUUUGAUGGAGUAUUUAUGAAAAAUAAAAUUUUUGAUGGAAAUUAUCGACAAAUAUUUUAAAUACAUGAUGUUAUUGUCGUAGCUGAUUGAUACCUAUUUGAAUUAACUAGAAGAGUCUUUGAUAUUAGAAGACUUAUAUUUUGUAAAAUAAAUAACGGAAGCGACUUUCUUGUGGAAUUAGUAAGUGUGGUAUUAUAGUGGAUAUUAAUGAGUUCAGGAUUUAUCUCAUCUUAUUGGUGUUAGGAAAAACAUAUUUGGAAUUAUAUACUUGCAAACGGUAAUAUAAAUAAGCUAUAAUAAUAUAGAAGUUAAUAGCUCUAGGUUCUCAAAAAUUAGUACCUAGAUAUUUGUUACAGUUGAAAAAAUUUACGUGAAUAAGUUAACUACUUAUGAUUUUUCGAAAUUAAUGAAAUGAAACUUAUUUAGAUCUUCAAAUGAUAUUUCACCUCUAAGGUUCAAUGCGCCUAAACAACAGACAAUUCUUAUAGGAUAGCAUUCUCAUUUCGAUCAAAGUGAGUUUAUGCCCAAAGAAAUAUUUAAAAACUUUCGGCCUAAAAGGUCAGAUAAUAAAUCUUUAAUGCAUUUAGAACUGUAGGUUAUUAUAACUAUUAUAAAUAAAUAUUUUUAAUUAGUAUACGUAUUUAUAUUAGCAGAGUUCUUGGCAGUUACGACAAGCAGAGCUUGAUACCUCGAGGCACUGUCUGUAGAUAUUAUUUUAUAAUUUAUUUGUGAUUUUGAAUCCUAUUGAUAUUGUGAUCUAUAAAGGUUUUAUUUACUGCUUAGGUACCUAUACUGUGUAAUCUCUUCGUGUUAAAAUUAAAAUUAGUAAUUGUAUAGACGAAAAUGUGGUUUUGAAAAUGCAAGUAAACUCGUGAAAUUGUGCUGAUGAAGUUGGUAUCUAAUAAACGGAAAAUACAUACUUACCUAAUAUUUUAAGGUGCCAAAAUACUUCAGUAGAAAGUGUAGGUACUUGGGUAUGUACAAUGUGAUAGAGGGCAAUCCUACACGUUAAUAAAAUUUAUGCCUCGCCACGACCUGAGGCAUGUUGUACCUAAAGCUGCCUCAGUUGAGAAUCACCCUUCAACUUUAUACGAGUUUACUUGCAUUGUACUUCUAAAAUAAGAAUGUGUAUGUUUGCGUGCCAAUACAUGUAGGUAAUUGUAGGUACGUGAUAUCAAUGUGAUUAUGUUGUGAGUUACCCAGUAUUAAUUAAUUUAAUUAAUUGUGUAAUUAUUGUAAAAGAUCCUUUUAUACCUAUGAAUUAUUUUAGACUUUAAGAUGUGCUACGUUUAUUUAUAGAUCCUAGUAGAUAAAGUUACCUAUCCUGUGUGGUUAUUACUUUAGUUAAAAGCUAUUUAAAGUGAUACGCGAAGCUUCUAAGUAUGGUGGGUUGUCGUGUCAGUUAUUAAUAAAAAACAUGCGAUAGGCUUAGGUAAAGCUAAAUGCUUACGUACCUACGCUUUGAAACACUUUAGAGAACAAAGUGCAAAUUUGUUUCGUUUGUCUAUGCUUUUGUUGAGGAGUUGAUGUUUAUUUUGCGUAUUAAUGAGGUAUAGAAAGCUCUUCAAUAAAACUUAAGGUUCCUAUAAAACUUGUUUCUACCAAAAAUGUUCAGUUUAUUUUUUUGUCUAGGUACUUUCCAAGCUACAGCCCUUUUUAAAUAUUCAACCACUUCCACUACUUCUUACCUUAUCAAAUUAUAGGUGAAACAUAGUUGUACGUGAAACUGAUCAUUUCUUUGAUCUGAGACCUAUCUAUUAAAGUGACAACAAUUAGGUACAAAGUUUAAAAACUUUGGGAUCUUUCUAAUUGGACCGUCCGUUACCUACCUAGGUACCACGCCGCACGUCCAGUUUGAAAGAACCCUUUUAAAGACAUGCAACGUAAUUUAACCGAAUGUUUGUAAGGCUAAUAAAAAUAUUUUUGGAAAAGAUAGGUAGGUAGUCAGUCACUAUGCUUCUUAUGCUUCAAGUUUCACUGUCAUUCCAAUAGAUUUAGUUAAGUUUUACUUUUUAAAUAGAUACCUAAUCAAUGUGUUAAAAUGUUAAAUAAUUGUUUAAUAAAAUCUGUUGAUGGA
Helicoverpa armigera (cotton bollworm) is the source of this 4221-nucleotide messenger RNA. RefSeq lists its product as uncharacterized. Gene Ontology annotation, cellular component: membrane. Lineage: Eukaryota; Metazoa; Arthropoda; Insecta; Lepidoptera; Noctuidae. The transcript is spliced from 7 exons. The coding region runs from base 232 to 1602 and encodes 456 amino acids. Gene Ontology annotation, biological process: heme export; transmembrane transport. Gene Ontology annotation, molecular function: heme binding; heme transmembrane transporter activity. The record is from RefSeq and is a predicted model, not a curated record.